Molecule: messenger RNA, 1181 nt
Organism: Hordeum vulgare subsp. vulgare (domesticated barley)
Lineage: Eukaryota; Viridiplantae; Streptophyta; Magnoliopsida; Poales; Poaceae
Product: glycosyltransferase family protein 64 C3
Exons: 1
Coding region: 13-1008 (331 amino acids)
Cellular component (GO): membrane
Molecular function (GO): glycosyltransferase activity
Source: RefSeq, a predicted model, not a curated record
GCCGCGUCCUCCAUGCCGUCGUCGCACCACCGUUACCUUGUCCUCCUCCUCCCCUUCGUCGUUGCCGUCACACUCUCCGCCGUCCCGGCACUCGGAGGAGGAGAAGAGGCGGCCUGCGACGCGGCGUCCCCGCAUGAGGAGGAACUCCGGCCGGACCGGCUCACGGUGCUCCUGAGCGGCUACUCGGAGCGGCGGCUCCCGCUCCUCCGCGGCAUCGCCGGCGCGUACGCCGCACACCCGCUCGUCCUCGCCGUCGUCGUGCUCUGGUGCAACCCCUCCACCCCGGACGACCGUCUCCUCCUCCCGCGCUUCCCGCCAGGCGUGUCCCUCCACCGCACCGCCUCGGCGUCUCUCAACUCCCGCUUCCUCCCGCACCCGGCCAUCCGCACCGCCGCCGUGGCCGUCGCCGACGACGACGUCCUCCCCGACGCCGCCGCGAUCUCCUUCGCGUUCGCCGCCUGGCAACAGCGGGCGGGCCGCCCAGGCACCCUCGUCGGCUUCUUUCCGAGGUCCCACCACCUAGACCUCGCCCGCGGGAGGUGGGCGUACGCCGCGCCGCAGCCCGGCCGCUACUCCAUGGUGCUCACCAAGUUCCUCGUCCUCGGCGUGGGCCUCCUCCGGAAGUACUCCUGCUCCCCGGAGCUCGCGGCGGCGCGCGCCGUGGUGGACCGGGAGCGCAACUGCGAGGACAUCCUCAUGAACUUCGUGGCCGCCGAUGCGUCCGGGGAAGGGCCGGUGCUGGUUGAGGCCGGCAGCGUCAGGGACUGGGGCGACCCGAGGAACGACGCCAACGCCGGAGCUGGCGUGGAGGCGAUGAGGGCCGUGGGGCUGAGCUCGAGAGGCGGCGUGGGGCACUGGGAGAAGCGAGGGGAGUGCAUCACCGUGUUCCACCGGCUGCUUGGGAGGAUGCCGCUGCGGUACAGCUACGGGAAGGUGGUGGAGGCGACCGUCGCCGAGCAGGGGCUGUGCAGCAAAGCCGGCCGCCUCGUCCGGUGCGACCAGGAGUAGGCCGCUUUAUUAGCGUCGCAUUUACGUACGUAGUACUCCAAUUGGGGUCGACGACAUUCAGACUGUGCUGAAGCAAAACUUUGUACUCUGACUGAUUGUACCAAUUUGCGCUUUCACAUCUUCUGACAGAGAGCGAAACUCCUUGGUCGAUUUGGAACCAUGAUCUUGGCUAA